Messenger RNA from Coturnix japonica (Japanese quail), 589 nucleotides. The record is from RefSeq and is a predicted model, not a curated record. Lineage: Eukaryota; Metazoa; Chordata; Aves; Galliformes; Phasianidae.
CACCCCCCCAUUCGUCCCCAUCCCGGCCAUGGGGAACAGCCGCAGCAGCGCGUUGUCCCGGGACGUCCUUCAGGAGCUUCGCGCUUCCACCCGUUACUCGGAGGAGGAGCUGAGCCGCUGGUACGAGGGAUUCCAGCGUCAGUGUCCGGACGGGAAGAUUCGACGGGACGAAUUUGAACGAAUCUACGGCAACUUCUUCCCCAACUCCGACCCCCAGGGCUACGCCCGGCACGUCUUCAGGAGCUUCGAUACGAACGAUGACGGGACGCUGGACUUCAGGGAGUACAUCAUCGCGCUGCACCUCACCUCGUCCGGGAAGACCCACCUGAAACUCGAGUGGGCGUUUUCCUUGUUCGAUGUGGAUCGGAACGGGGAGGUCAGCAAGAGCGAGGUGCUGGAGAUCAUCACGGCCAUCUUUAAGAUGAUCCCUGAGGACGAGCGGCUGCAGCUGCCUGAGGACGAGAACAGCCCCCAAAAACGAGCUGAUAAAUUGUGGGGGUACUUCAAUAAAGGGGAGAACGAUAAGAUCGCCGAGGGUGAAUUCAUUGACGGGGUGAUGAAGAACGACGCCAUCAUGAGACUCAUCCAA